This is a messenger RNA of Colias croceus (clouded yellow), 1317 nucleotides long. RefSeq lists its product as uncharacterized. Lineage: Eukaryota; Metazoa; Arthropoda; Insecta; Lepidoptera; Pieridae. The coding region runs from base 1 to 1317 and encodes 438 amino acids. The record is from RefSeq and is a predicted model, not a curated record. The transcript has a single exon.
AUGAUUAAUUCAGACAGGAUUGAAGAAGACAUACCUUUUUGGGGCUCAAGAGGCAGAAGAGAAAGUUCCUCUGUAGAGCACAAACAAGAAAGAUUGAAACCUAAGGAAAGAUAUAACUGCAACGGACUAUGCUUUCCUUUUGACUCAGACGAGCGAAACGAUAUCCCAUUUUGGGGUAAUCGUGGACGACGAGAUUCUAGCUCCCAAAGCAGUGAAAACACUCUUUGGGAUGAAAGAUUCAGACGACAGGAUGAUGAUGAUGAAGACAGUCCAUUUUGGGGUAGUCGCGGCAGACGGGAUGACGAUAUACCGUUCUGGGGCAGCAGAGGUAGACGUGAGAACUCCUUAGAUUCCAAACAGUAUUUAUCAUCAUCAAAAUCUCCGGAUGUAGAAGAUGAUGAGGAAAUUCCUUUUUGGGGAAAUCGAGGGCGAAGAAGGAUGAAUAAAGAAAAAAGUCACAGCCUGGAUGAACCGGAACCUUUUUGGGGCAGUCGUGGAAAAAAAGAAAAAUAUAAGUUUAGGUCAACAGACGACGAAGAACAGAUACCAUUCUGGGGUAACCGCGGUAGACGAAUGAGCGGACUUGAUAGUUAUUCAAAUAGAGGUGAUGAUUAUGAUGACUUGGACAGUAUGUCAAAGAUGAAAAGAAGAGAAUUGUCAUCUUCCUUUUGGGCGAACAGAGGCAGAGAGAGCAGAUUAAAUAAUCUUUUCACAGGACCUAUACGGAAUAGAAUACAGAACAUGCCAACAACGAAUGACCUCAAUAAAGAAGUAAGCAAGGGUUUCCAUAUUAAGCCAUCUGAGCAGAACACCGUUCAUGAUGAUAGAAUUUACGCAGAAGAGCCACAUUAUAUUUUGAUUGAACGUAGUAGCCGUGCUUCAGCUGAAGACGAUCCGUACAUAAUUACAAGAGGCAAGAAAUAUAGCAGUUAUUUCCAUCUUCCCAAAGCUGUCAGGGAUCGCCGUGGAGCAAUCGAUGAUAUCUUCAAGUCAGUCCAAAACGAUCCUUAUUACAUAGCAAGAGGAAAGAAGGAUUCCUUUGUUAAGGUUGGUAACACAAUCAUGUCAAUGCAAUCUUUAAACAGAGAUAAAGAAGCUGUUUGUGCUUUAGUAAAAUCUGUACUAUCGAAACCUGAAGGAACUAAAACUAAGAGAGAAGUGAAUGAUUCAGAAAGAGACAGGCGUACUAUUUUAAAAAAGUUGGCAGCUCAACUGCAACAAGAUCCGUACUUCGUGAGUAGAGGGAAAAAAGAUGCAAGUGACAACGAAAAAAAGAUCAAAGGUUUCGUCGAACAAAUAAUCGAAAUGUGUUAUUAA